Ceratosolen solmsi marchali is the source of this 639-nucleotide messenger RNA. Its product is annotated as protein phosphatase 1 regulatory subunit 37-like. The transcript is spliced from 4 exons. Bases 97 to 639 code for a protein of 180 amino acids. NCBI's taxonomy places the organism in Eukaryota, Metazoa, Arthropoda, Insecta, Hymenoptera, Agaonidae. The record is from RefSeq and is a predicted model, not a curated record.
CGCGAGGCUGACAUUCCGACGCCAAAGUCAAAUCUAUACACCGCAAGCCCACAUACAUUUUGCUUCUCAUACAAUGUACAGAGACGAUGACGGCCGAUGAGCAGCGGCGACGAGUCGGAGCGGACGGCGGCCGCUUUAGCGGCAAGCCUGGUGCAGGUGGACAUCGAACGACUUCCACCGCGUCCCGUCAUCGCCGGGGAGCGGAGACCCCGGUGGUGCGCGCGCAAUGCCGUUCUCCUCUCGCCUCAUCAGCUCAUCGACGGACGUAUCAUCAGAAGUUCCUUAUUGCUUAAUAGGCAUAGGAAGCGCAGGCGCUCGCUCAGGUUUCCCCAGAACGAAGUCGCUGGCUACCUCGAACCUGAAAAUCCCUGGAGACAUCGUAAAGAUGUCAAAAGAGAUGCAGUACUUGUUGCAUAUAAAGAAGCCUGCUCGAAGCAUAAAACAUCUCCCUUACAGAGCAUUAUUUACCAGCUUAAGUCAACAAAUGGUAUAGAAGAUCGUUGCGAGGAAUUGAAUUUUCAAAAUUUAACCCUCCAUAGAAGUGAUUGUGAAGCCUUGGAAGAAAUAUUUAAAAGAAUUUUAUUUUAUAAAAUUAAUUUAGAUGCAGCAAUUGCAGAAGACAUGGUAAGAUUAGAGUAA